Molecule: messenger RNA, 4595 nt
Organism: Meleagris gallopavo (turkey)
Lineage: Eukaryota; Metazoa; Chordata; Aves; Galliformes; Phasianidae
Source: RefSeq, a predicted model, not a curated record
CUGCUUCAUUUGAAUUCUCGCCUCUCUCUCUUCGCAGAUAACAAGCCCGCGCCAUGCAGUCCUUUCGAGAAAGGUGUGGUUUCCAUGGCAACCAGCAGAGCUACCAGCCGACUUCACAAGAUACAUCACGCCUGGAGAAUUACAGGCAUCAAAGUCAGGCAGGGCCGAACUGCGAGCGGCAGAGGCUGGUGGCGAAGGAGUACUACAGUCAGCAGCAACUGCCAUACGCGGGCUACGAGAACAGCGCCGCGGAGAAAUACCACCGGGGAAACAAGCAAUUAGCAGGGCAGCAGCUGCAAGGCAGGCCGGCCUUUUCCAAUUACGCUGUGCAGGAGAACAGCCCCUACCCGGCGCGCUAUUCGGGGGAUGAGAGCCUGCAGGCGUGGGGCGGGCAGCCACCAGCGCUGCCCAAGUAUGAGGACAGCCUGAUGAAGAAGACGUCGCCGGCAGCAGGAGGGCGGCCGUACCACGAGCCGGCAGCGGCUCCACUGCCCUUCCGGACUCACUUCCCACAGCAGCAGCCGCAGCAGCCACCCGCGCUGCCCUACCCCAAGCUGCAGCGGCAGAAGCUGCCCAACGACGUCUCUUCGCCCAUGCCCUUCUCACAGAGCCCCCAUUUUGGGCAGCACUCACAGUCCUUCCCCGCCUCCUCCACCUACUCCUCCGUGCCAGGGGGCAGCCAGCCGGCACACUCCUACAAGAGCUGCACGGCACCUUCAGGGCAGCCGCCGCUGGAGCGGCCCCUGGGUAGUGCCGCAGCUCGCCCUGGCCCCCGUGUGCCCAACCUGCAUGGCUACCAGCCCAACCGCAUCGGCUAUGAACCCCCGCAGCCACCUCCACAGCCCCCGCCACCGCCGCAGCCCCCGCAGCCCCCGCAGCCUCCUCAGCCCCAACCUCAGCCCUUGCAGGGGAGGCAUCAUGCCCCAGAGAGCCUCCACUACCAAAACUUGGCCAAGUAUCAGCAUUACAACCAAGCGGGGCAGACCUACUGCCAGAGUGACGCACCGCCUGUCCGCACGCCGGAGCAGUACUACCAAACCUUCAGCCCCAGCGCCAGCCACUCUCCGGCACGCUCCGUCGGUCGCUCCCCAUCCUACAGCUCUACGCCGUCCCCGCUGAUGCCCAACCUGGAGAACUUUCAGUACAGCCAGCAGCCGCUCAAUGCCGGUGCCUUCCCAGCCGGCAUCACUGACCACAGCCAUUUCAUGCCGCUGCUCAACCCCUCUCCCACUGACGGGACGAGCCCGGAUGCUCAAUCUGGGAAUUGCAAGAAUUUGCCGAAGGAGAAACUGUCUGAAAACCUUCUGUCAGACCUGAGCCUGCAGAGCCUGACGGCACUCACCUCCCAGGUGGAGAACAUCUCCAACACCGUCCAGCAGCUGCUGCUUUCCAAAUCAUCCGUGCCCCAGAAAAAGGGCAUCAAAACCCCAGCGAGGACCCCUGAGCAGCUCAAAGGGCAGCACUGCAGCCCAGAGAGCAGCACGUACUCCGCAGAGCAGGUUGGGACCCCGCUGUCGGACCCACUCAGCACCCCGCAGUCCGUCCAUGCUGAGACACAGGACGCUGACUAUCUGAGCGGCUCGGAGGACCAGCUGGAGAGGAGCUUCCUAUACUGCAACCAGAACCGCAGCCCUGCUCGUGUCAACAGCAACUCCAAGGCAAAGCCCGAGUCAGUGUCCACGUGCUCUGUCACCUCCCCGGAUGAUAUGUCCACCAAAUCGGAUGACUCCUUCCAAAGCAUCCAUGCCACCCUGCCCCUGGAGACUUUCACCAAGUAUGUGACCAACGAGAGGGACUGUCCCCGGCUGCUGCUCAGUGCGCUGUCCCAGGAGGAGCUGGCCUCCGAGAUCAUCGUCCUGCAGGACGCCAUCAAUGAGAAGGAGGACAAAGCCUGGCCCAACUCACCCAUGUUGAGCAAGGAGGCCACGAAAUCCCCCUUCCAACUGGAGAACCACCGGCCAUGCCUGGACUCCAUGGUGAAAGGCUCAUGGCCCAGCCAGGGUGACUCCAGCACCCUCACUGAGCCCCUCAAGCUGGACAAGGCUUCGGGGGGCAGCACGGGGAAGGACUUUGGGGACGAGGUGUACGAGGGUCCCCAGGUGGAGUUUGCAGCCACCGAGACCAAGGACACACUUAAGGAUGCGGACCCAUUGGCUUUCAACUCCAAGCCCAGCAUCCCAGCUGCUACUUCUAGUGCAGGGGCCUCUGGCUUCAGCUGCUAUUCGAACACCACAGCCAACUCGGUGGACUCUGAAAAUGCCAUGGAGCACUUUGAGUGGCCAGAGGAGAACCUGGGCGAGGCGUGCCUCAGGUGGAAGGAGCUGGGCUCGGGCCUGCAAGCCUCUGACCUCCCCAAAGGCCUCUUCCCCAGCAAACUGGGAGGGUCCUCCAAGGAAAAAAAUGCUUGUAGCUUGGACCUGUGCGAUGGCGAGCAGCCAGCCAAGAGUGAGACGACCCGGGACUUUGGCCAGCAGGCAAUGGAGGAGGAAGAGGAGGAGACGCUGACCUACGAUGAGGCCACAAAGGUGGACAGUGAGAGGUGGCUGCAGGACACGCGGCACUGCUGCACAGCCGGGGACUUCAGUGAGAUCCCUAUGAUCUCAUCACCAGAGCUGAAGGAGUCAGACCUGGAGGUGGAGGAGUACUCCUCACUCUGCGAGCUGGCGGGCACGGAGCAGAAGUCAGUGCCCUACGCCGCCUCACCUCCCAAGCCCCCAGAGAUACCCGCCGUGCUGUCUGCCAGCGAGGUGCCCAUGUCUGCCGAGGAAACUGUCAGCACGGUAGAGAAGGAGAGUUCUGUGCCCUCGGCGCGUCUCUCUGGUCAAUCCAUCAUCCUGCUGGGCCCAGCAGUGGGCACGGAGACCAAGGUGAAGAGCUGGUUCAAAUCCUCCCUGCCCCACAUCCAGCCUGAGGAGGAGAGUGGGGGAGUAGAGAAGUCCCACCCGGAAGCAGUGGACUCUGAACCUGUUUUGUCACUUGGGGUGAAGAAGCAACCAGCACCUGAAAAUGCAUUGGUGAAAACUGAGCCUGUCUCACGGGGCAAGAACCUCCGCAACAAGAGGAUCCACUGCCGGCUGCCGGAGGAGGACAGUGCUGGCAAUGCAGUGCCGAGCCCUUUCAGUGAGCUGCCAGCACUGUGCGUGGGGCCGGACGGACAAGGGGAGAUGCUGAGCAAGAAUGUGCACAGCCAGACGCCCAGGUUCACAGCGGAGGGCUUGCCGGCACGCAUGUGCACCCGUUCCUUCACCGCCCUCGCUGAACCCCGUGCCCCAGCCCCACUGGAGGGGCUGAAGGCACCGAUGCACCAGGAGAAGAUGGGCAAGAAGCCAGCAUGUGGUGUGAAGCAGCGGGUGUCUUUCAAAGCCAGGAAGCGCAGCGGUCGGCCAGCCCCUAAAGUCAUCCAGAGCGCUGGUGGUGAUGCCACCAUCACGGUGUCCAGCUUGGUGCCAGCUGAAGAGAUGGUGGGGCCGGGGCCGACGGAUGGGGAUGUGACAGAUGGUGGGGAGAGGGACCAGCGCUCGAUGAUCCUGCGCUCCCGGACGAAGACACAGGAGGUUUUCUACACCAAGAGGCGGCGGGGCAAGCGGGCGGCUGAUGUUCGACUGAAGAACUGUAAAGCACCCAAGAAGCUCAUCUCCAACAACCACCUCCCACCCGCCUUCAAGUUGACCCCUCCGGGCAGCCCCCACAAGGAGGGCAAGGUGGGCACCAGGAUGAAGCUGCCCAAGGCGGGGCCAGGGGUGGGCGGCAAGAUGUCAGAGCGGCCCUUGCACUCGCUGAAGAGAAAGUCCACCUUCAUCUCCCCCAUCCCCGCCAAGAAGAGGAACCUCGUCCUGCGCAGCAACAGCGGUGGCAUGAAGGAGGAGAAGCCGGAGGGUCCCCACAGCCUCUUCAAGAAGAUGCCCGUGGCCAAGAAGGUGAAAGCAAAGCUGCCUCCCAAGAGCCCCGGCGAAGCCGUCCCCAAACCCCCCCCGGUGAAGGAGGCCCCCGACGUCUGUAUCAAAAUCACCUCGCGGGCGGCCUUCCAGGAGGCCACCAAGACCAAAGUGCUGCCUCCUCGCAAGGGCCGCGGCCUCAAGCUGGAGGCCAUUGUGCAGAAGAUCACCUCGCCCAACCUGAAGAAGUUCACCUGCAAAACGGCGGCAGCGGCCACGGUGGCAGCCACCUACGGCACCUCGCUGAGCGUGGCGGGGACGGAGCGCGAGCGGGCGGUGAAGCAUGGCGCUGUGGCCCCGGCGAUGGGUGACGCACGGUUGCCCAAACCGGCAGCGGCACAGAAGGCACCCACCGUGCCACCGGCUGAGCAGUUCUGCCGGAACCCCCACGGCCGAGCGCUGAAGGGGAAACUGGGCAGCGGGAAGAAGCUCUCUGCCGAUGGCUUGCAGAGCGAGGGCUGCGUGCAGACUGUGGGGGCACAGCCCGGCUCGGCUGUGGCGGCCAAGAACAUGGCGCUGCUGCCAAAGAAGAGGAACCGCAAGGGCAAAGCGGCAGCGCUGGGCAUGGCCAAGGCACCCCUCGGCCCCACGCUGCCGUGUUGGCACCUUUGGGCUCAGUUCUUUGAUUUUGGACCUCAGAUCCUUAUCCACAGUGCUUAG